Molecule: messenger RNA, 3361 nt
Organism: Talaromyces stipitatus ATCC 10500
Lineage: Eukaryota; Fungi; Ascomycota; Eurotiomycetes; Eurotiales; Trichocomaceae
Product: acetylglutamate kinase, putative
Exons: 3
Coding region: 148-2823 (891 amino acids)
Biological process (GO): L-arginine biosynthetic process
Cellular component (GO): mitochondrial matrix; cytoplasm; mitochondrion
Molecular function (GO): N-acetyl-gamma-glutamyl-phosphate reductase (NADP+) activity; NADP+ binding; arginine binding
Source: RefSeq, a predicted model, not a curated record
AACCACAAGAGGGCAAACCACUCAAGAAAAAUCCCUCUGUGCGCCGUUUUCCAUACCCAAUUGAUUCUCUCGAGCAAGCAAAAAAGAAGUAUUUAACUCGAUCAGCAAGCCCAUCUAUUUCCAACAUUCUGUGUUUGAAGCUGCCGCAUGCUUGCUAACAAGAUGCUUGCUAUCCGUCCUGCUGUGCGGAGGGCCAUUGUGACUCAAUCGCGCCGUGCUAUCUCCGCACCGCAGGCACUUGCUCGUUGUCCUGCUCGACUUACAGCUACUACUACAUAUACAUCGUCUUCGCAAUUCCGUUCCUACUCUCGUCCCGCUGAUCCUCAAUUCUCGACCCGUUCGACCGUGGUGCAGCUGUUGAGCAAUAUCGGUUCCAAGCGCGAAGUUCAGCAAUACCUUUCCCAUUUCACUUCUGUGUCUUCCCAGCAAUUUGCUGUUAUCAAAGUCGGUGGCGCUAUUAUCACGGAGCAUUUGCAGACUUUGUCCUCGGCUCUCGCAUUUUUGAAUCAUGUCGGUCUUUAUCCAGUUGUUGUGCAUGGUGCUGGUCCGCAGUUGAAUAAGAUGUUGGAGGAUGCCGGUGUUGAGCCUCAUUUUGAAGAUGGUAUCCGUGUCACUGAUGGCAAGACUUUAGCUCUGGCAAGAAAGCUGUUUUUGGAGGAGAAUUUGAAGUUGGUGGAGGAACUGGAGAACAUGGGCGUUCGUGCUCGGCCUAUCACCACUGGCGUUUUCUCGGCGGAUUAUCUUGAUAAGGAGAAAUAUAACCUCGUCGGCAAGAUUAACAGCGUGGACAAGAAACCAAUUGAGGCUGCGAUCGAGGCGGGAUGUCUGCCCAUUCUGACCUCAAUGGCCGAGACACCCGAAGGCCAGGUUCUUAACGUCAACGCUGAUGUUGCAGCCGGUGAACUCGCCCGCGCUUUGCAACCUCUCAAGAUCGUCUACCUUGCUGAGAAGGGUGGUUUGUUCAAUGGUGACACUGGAGAGAAGAUCUCUGUCAUCAACUUGGAUGAAGAGUACGACCAUCUCAUGACCCAGUGGUGGGUUCGACACGGCACUCGCCUGAAGAUCAAGGAAAUGAAGGAGCUCCUCUCCGAUCUUCCGCGCACAUCCAGUGUCGCCAUCAUCCAUCCAGCAGAUCUUCAAAAGGAAUUGUUUACUGAUUCUGGAGCUGGUACCAUGAUCCGACGGGGUAACAAAGUACACAUCAAGUCAUCACUCUCCGAAUUCGAGGAUCUCGCUGCUCUCAAAGAAGUGCUGAUCCGUGACCGUGAAGGCCUUGAUGCCAAGGCUACUGUCGAUCGUUAUGUUGAAGGUCUCAAAGACCGCCCUUUCAAAGCUUACUUUGAUGAGCCCAUGGAUGCUCUCGCUGUUGUCCUUCCCCAGCAGGAUUCUACCUUUGCUCAUUUGGCCACCUUCACCAUCACAAAGGCUGGUUGGCUGACAAACGUUGCGGACAAUGUGUUUACUAGCAUCAAGAAAGACUUCCCCAAGCUCGUAUGGACCGUGAAAGCCGACGACGAGAACCUCACCUGGUUCUUCGACAAGGCCGAUGGUAGUCUAUCACGGGACGGUGACGUCCUCUUUUGGUACGGUUUGGAAGAUGGCGAUGAAGUUAAGCAGUUGGUUCUCGAAUUCACUAAGAACGGCCGCCAGAUGUUUGGCGACUACAAUCUAGAAGCUAGGUUGCAUCGUGCUGCCCAGGCUGCCUUGAACAUUGGCAAAGGUGGUCAACAGAAGCGCUCCUACUCCACUUACCGUACGAACGCUUUGCAAUCGUAUCGUAUGGGAAAUCAGGGCGCCAGUGGUCGACGAUCAUACAGCACUACCAACCCUAACCCUCCUCUUGGCGAGAAGAACAUUUCCAACACCCGUCCCUCCAAAGUUGCUUUGAUCGGUGCUCGAGGAUAUACUGGUCAAGCACUUAUCAACCUUAUCAACGCUCACCCCAACAUGGACUUGCGCCACGUUUCUUCUCGUGAACUCGCUGGUAAGAAGCUCGAAGGCUACGACAAGCGCGAGAUUAUCUAUGAGAAUCUCAGUCCCGAUGAUGUACGCCGAAUGGCUUCAAACGGCGACAUCGACUGCUGGGUCAUGGCUCUUCCUAAUGGUGUCUGCAAACCUUUCGUUGAUGCUGUUGACCAGGGGGCUCAGAAGGGUGGUUUGAUUGUCGAUCUCAGCGCCGAUUACCGCUUCGACUCAUCCUGGACCUACGGACUCCCUGAACUCGUUAAUCGAUCUACUAUUGCCCGCGCAACCCGUAUUGCCAACCCUGGAUGCUACGCAACUGCCGCUCAAAUCGGUAUUGCGCCGUUGGUACCUUAUUUGGCUGGACAGCCGACUGUCUUUGGUGUCUCGGGCUAUUCAGGAGCCGGCACCAAGCCUAGCCCUAAGAACGAUGUCAAGAUCUUAACCAACAACAUUGUUCCAUACAGCUUGACUGACCAUAUUCAUGAGCGUGAAAUUAGCUCUCAACUCGGAACCAGCGUUGCUUUUAUUCCUCAUGUUGCUGUUUGGUUCCAAGGCAUUCAUCAUACCAUCAGCCUUCCUCUGAAAGAAGAGAUGUCGUCCCGCGACAUCCGUAACCUCUACCAAGACCGUUACGCUGGUGAGAAACUGGUCAAGAUUGUGGGCGAGCCACCUCUCGUCAAGGACAUCGCUGGUCGCCACGGUGUUGAGAUUGGUGGAUUUGCUGUGCAUUCAAGCGGUAAACGUGUUGUCAUUUGUGCAACCAUUGACAACCUUCUCAAGGGAGCUGCUACACAAUGUCUUCAAAACAUGAACCUCGCACUUGGCUACUCCGAGUACGAGGGUAUCCCACUUGAAUAGGCGCGUCGCGUAUGAGGUAGGAGAUAUGUGCAAUAGAGCUGUUUUGGUUUCGCGAGAGAUCUUUUCCAUGGAAGAAAAAAGUGCCUGCAAAUUAGUUUUAUGUUCGUUUGGACUUAUUUUCGUUGUCAACAUACCCGGGUAUAUAGUGUGUCAUAUUGUUAUCGAAUGGAGCUUGUGAAAUGUUCAACAUGUGUCGUCGAUAGAGAUUCUCUUUCCGUUUGAUAUGGUGUGUUGGCUUCCAAUCACCUGCUUCAUCGCACCUUCCUUCAUCCAUCCAGGCCGGGCGCACCUUCCUCUCGAUCUUUGAUGUGCUUCCAGACCAGGUGACCUCCUUGCUCCUUUUCUUCCUUUUCUUCCUUCUCUUCUCUUCCUUUUCUUCUCUUCCUUCUUACUCUUUCUUUUUCUCCACCUCUCUGUUUAUCUAUUGUCCAUCCCACGAGACUCACGGUGUAGACUUCCAUCGUGUCUAUAAACCGUCUCUCAACUAUCUACAAACCUCUGAAAAUCUACGUCCUGCGGUAUAUGAUAUCUUUGACAC